Mytilus californianus (California mussel) is the source of this 3397-nucleotide messenger RNA. RefSeq lists its product as uncharacterized. Lineage: Eukaryota; Metazoa; Mollusca; Bivalvia; Mytilida; Mytilidae. The record is from RefSeq and is a predicted model, not a curated record. Bases 1550 to 3397 code for a protein of 615 amino acids. The transcript has 17 exons.
ACAUUGUGUAGAUAAAAUUAUUGACAUUGAUAGAUAAGUUGCAGAUCUAUAUUAGUUUGUGGCAAAUGAAAGAAAAAAUAUUGGGAACUAUUAAUUAUAUAUAUAAAGUUUGAUUACACUAAGUGUUUUUAAAUAAUUUUCACCUGUUUAUAGAUAACAAUGCAUCUGGUAAAUAUCUUAUCUCACAAUUAUAAUUGGAGUGACAGAUUUAUUUGAAAAUUUUCUGUUUCCUAAGUGUUGAUGAUAAUAUCUGUAGGACAGUAUAAAUAAAGUUUGAAAUUUACUGUUCAUUAUUAGACAUUUUGAAUAUAAUUACAGAUAAGUUUUAUCAAUUUUAAAUAGAUUUUGUAUUAAUGAUAAAUGACAUGUUGGAUUUUUUUUCUUCUUUUCUUUUGUAAAUUGUUUGGAGAAUUUUGUGGUUGGUUUAUUUGUUAUUCUGUAUAAACUUAUUUUCUGAGUCCUAUAUAUAUAUUUUUUUUGAUGAAGCAAACUCCUAUAAAAACUUAGCUUAGUUUGUCUAUUAAUAAACAUAUAUUUAGAUUUCUGAUUUUGGGCCCAGUUUUCAAGUUGGUCCAAAUCGGGGUCCAAAAUUAUACUGUGUUUGAUUUCAACAUAAAUUGAAUAUAUAUAGGCCCGGUUCUUUGAAAUGCUGAAUCUAAACCUUUAUUUAUUAUUAUUAUUAAUUGGAUAAUACCCCAUUGAGGUCCAAAGGGUCCUAAAUUAAAUUUUUGUUUGAUUUCAUCAAAAAUUGAAUUAUUGGGGUUCUUUGAUAUGCUGAUUAUAACAAUGUUAUUAGAUUUUGGAGAUUGGACCAUAAUAUGUAAAUGUCCGAUUUCAAAUUUUUCAGUUCUUUGACCACAUUCAUUUUGUGUCACAAACCUAUGCUGUGUCAACUAUUCAAUCACCAUCCAAAUUCAGAGCUGUUUUAAGCUUAAAUGUUGUGUCCAUACUUGCUCAACUGUUCAGGGUUCGACCUCUGCAGGAAAAUCCGGUUUGCUCACUCUGACAGCCUUUUGUUGACCUGCUGAUUUAAUGCCACUGUCUGUUUUUUGCAAUUAUGGGGUUAAACUGUAAACCUUAAAAUGAGUUUCUGCAAGUGGAUUCAAUCUGUGAAAUUAUUUUAAAAAUUGCAUGGCAAGUGAUCUCAUGUCUGCAUUUAUUUAGGAUAUUUAUGAAAAAGUUUAAAAGAACCCCCCAAAAAUAUAUUAUUAUUAUACCAUCACUCAAGAAGUGGGGGCUUUAUUACAUGUAGCUUCGGAACUGUAGCUCAUAGGUCCUUAUGAUAUUUUUUUGACAAUUUGCGUAUCAUAGACCCUCAAAUUGUCAAAAAAUAUCAUAAGGACCUAUGAGACACAGUUCCACAGCUAUAUUGCAUGUACCUUAAUGUCCAUUAUUGUAAUUGUUUUUUCAGGUUUGAAAAUAUAUCAAGAUCAUUUUAUGAAAUAUAUAGUUUGAUAUUGAUGUUAUCCUGAUCGUGAUGAUUAAUAAAAAUAUAAUUUGUAAUAAAAAAUUCAAAAUAAACUUUCAGGAUUGAUAUAUAUGUGACAAUAUGCCAGCAAGUCCAACCAACCCCUGUGAUUCACAAUUGUAUAAACUACAGCAGGAAGGAACUUCUAAACAAGACCAGCAUAUAGAUCACUUAAGGAAUUCAAAGAUAUGGGCUGAAGCUGAUACAGAUUACCGGUACUUAAGGAAUUCAAAGAUAUGGGCUGAAGCUGAUACAGCUGGAGCUAGGUCUGACGCGAAUAUUAAGACAGUUAUAAAUCUUCGGUCAGAUUUUGAUAAUCAGGACACUGAGAAGACUCCUAUUGUGCCAAAAACAGUUACAGAUAAAGGAGUCAAGAGUUUAGCACCCCGACCUGAGACCAAGAUCCCUAAGAUAAACCAAACAUGUGAGGACAGAGUAUCAGAGACCCUUAACAGAAACCAUUUGAAAUCACAGGAUGAUGUUGUCCCAUUUAUAUAUAAUGUGGUGUAUGGGCAAGGAUUAAUUGUUACAGUAAAUCUUAAAGAUGAAUGUCUAAUUAGAUUUGUUGAAGACAGAUCCUUACCUCCUUUUAGAUCGAAACAAGUUUUUGAACAACUUACACAGAGCUGUAGAGUUAAGUUACAAGGAGGCAAGUAUAUAGCACACCAACCUGAUAACAGAAUAUCAGUGAUCCCUGAAAGAAACCAUUUAACAUGUGAUUUGAAAAUACAGUUUGAUGUCUCAUUUAUAGAUAAUGUGGUAUAUUGGCAGAGAUUAAUUGUAACAAUAAAUCUUAAAGAUGAAUGUCUAAUUAGAUUGGUUGAAAACAGAUCCUUACCUCCUUUUAGAUCGAAACAAGUUUUUGAACAACUUACACAGAGCUGUAGAGUUAAUAAUGGGGAUACCAAUAUUGGUGCUGAUGAAGUAUCACAUGUGGUAAAGAAAACCUAUGGUGAAAGAAACAAUAAAGAUGGAUGUCCGGUUGAAUUGGAAGAAGUCCGAUCUUUAAAUCGUACGUGUAUUAGAUUCUAUGUGAACACAUUUUUUGAACAACUUAUGAAGAGCUGUAGAGGGGUAUUGAAAGGAAUAGAUGUCAAAUGUUUUUUACUGGUGAUGGUCUUUAUACAUUUAGCUGUAGCUUCACCUUUGGAGAGAGUCUGUUUAGUUUCAAAUGAUUUGGUAGUAACUCCUUCUGGACCAUUACAAGUUGGAAAACGUAUGAAGCUGAUUUGCAGACACAAUUGUUAUCAAGGUACACCUAGAUGGGACCAAGAUAGGCCAAUUGGUAGCAAGCUUACCUUUAACGGAGAUGUUCUACCACCACAUAAACAAACGAUAGAUUUGGAAAUAAACGAGAAUGAAUACAACAUAAUUUUUCCGAAUGUCACAUUUACAGAUAUCAAUUCCACCUAUUCCUGUCAUUAUAGUUUUGUUCUUACACAGAUCAGUCCAAUUGAAUAUUAUAAAGUUCUACCAACUAUUGAAUCAAUCAGUAAACAAUCAGUCUAUGAGAACAAUGUUUUGAAUGGUACUUUAGAGUUUAAAGAGGUUUACCCUUUACCAGAAUGUGUUCUUUACUGUGAUGACAAAAGACAAAAGGAAAUACCUAUAUGUGAAACAUGCAAGACAUGGGAAAGAGACUUUUUCAAAGUUAAAUUUACUUUCAACAUAGAUUUGAAUAAUAAAAACUGUAGGGAGGAAAAUGUAUCAGUAAGAUGUGCUGUUGGCAGAGAAAACUAUAAGUAUGACUUUUCCAAAUUGCCAAAAAACAAGGAAAACAACGAGGCAACAGCAGGAAUUUCGGUAGGCGUUAUUAUUGGUGUACUAGUAGGAUUUGCUGUACUUGGAACUAUACUAUAUAAGCUAUAUAAGCAUGGUGCUUUCAGGAGAUGUCAGAGAGGUAACACUUUUGUCAGUAUACAUUUAUAG